Messenger RNA from Macadamia integrifolia, 769 nucleotides. RefSeq lists its product as uncharacterized. The record is from RefSeq and is a predicted model, not a curated record. NCBI's taxonomy places the organism in Eukaryota, Viridiplantae, Streptophyta, Magnoliopsida, Proteales, Proteaceae. The transcript is spliced from 7 exons. Bases 1 to 489 code for a protein of 162 amino acids.
AUGGAGUUUCUCACUUUCUUGUAUUGCUUGGGUCUUCCUCUUAUUGCUAAGGAGCAUGUGAGUUGGAAGCCAACACUGCAGGUUUGCCACUUCGCGAAUUGCUUGAUUGAAGCCAGGAAUGAGUUAAAGCACAAGUCUGAGAUCAAUCAACGGAAAUUUUCAAUAACAAAGGCUCUACUAUAUAAGGCAGACAGGUCUUCAUUUGACCGCCUUUGUCAACAGGUUUACAAGCUAGAGGCAGAACAAAAGCGGUUAGAGGAGGAUGCAACUGUCUAUAAUCGGCUCCAACAGCAGCUAAAGCUCUCUCCGGCAUACAAGAAGAUGCUUGAAAUUGGUUCCCUUAUGGAGUUGGAGGCUGGUUCUGAUCAACUGGUAGAAAGCACAGACACAGAAUUUGCGGACAUCUCCUUUGAGGAGUUGCUAGCUCAAGAAAAGAAGGAUGCAUUUUGGCAAAAAAAUGGAAAGCUGAGGUCAUGCACAAGAAGUUAAUGGCCAUGUUCUUUCAGCUGACUGGUGCUGCUUUUGUACCCUGAUUCUACUAGUUGAGCAGUAUGUACAUCCAACAGUGUCAAUUUUUGCACAGAUGUUGUGUUUUUUGACAUGUUCUCUGGUAGGGGUUCACCUAUUAUGUUUUCACAUCUGUAGGUGUUUGGUCCUCUGUAACAGCCAAGAUUUUGCAUUUUGGAGAAUAGAACACCACUGAUAGUCUGAAAUACAACACUCUGCAUACCAUGUUGUACAGAAAUAUAAAACUUUUUAGGGCUGAAAA